UGCCUAACCAGCUGACGUAGGUGCACCAACUCUACAGUCCUCCCUCCACCCAAUCUCCAUGACGUCCCUCAGUCAAGGAAGGAGGAGCAAAGCCAGCCCCACAAGGCCACAGAAGACGGGGUCACUUUUUCCUGCCAAGGAAAGAGGGUUGUAAAGUCAUUCAACUCAAGCAAGUCGAACUUGUUUUGAGAGAUCUAAAGGAAGAAGUUCUUACUGCCAGGUUCCUCAGAUGCCCAUGAAGGGGCUAUCCAGGUGAUGUGGAGGCCCGGCCCCUUACUGCGUUUGUCAAAGCACGGACUUCCUGUUUUGCCUGCUACCAUCUCCCUGUAACUCUCCCAAUCUUCCAGGAGUGAUCCCCGGCCCAGCCCCUGGAAAGGGGCAGGAACGACAAACUCAAAGUCCAGAGUCCAGCCUGUUACUGUGAAUGGAACCGAGAUUUGCCCUCUACCCUCACCUAAGCUCUGAUCCUACACUGCUGGCAAUAGGCGGCUCAUCUGUUAUCCAUUGUGUAAAUGACUAGAGGAUGUUCACCAUGACAAGAGCCAUGGAAGAGGCUCUUUUUCAGCACUUCAUGCACCAGAAGCUGGGGAUCGCCUAUGCCAUACACAAGCCAUUUCCCUUCUUCGAAGGCCUCCUAGACAACUCCAUCAUCACGAAGACAAUGUACAUGGAAUCUCUGGAAGCCUGUAGAAAUUUGGUCCCUGUAUCCAGAGUGGUGCACAACAUUCUCACCCAACUGGAGAGGACUUUUAACCUGUCUCUUCUGGUGACAUUGUUCAGUCAAAUUAACCUGCAUGAAUAUCCCAAUCUGGUGACGAUUUACAGAAGCUUCAAACGUGUUGGUGCUUCCUAUGAACGGCAGAGUGGAGACACACCAAUCCUAAUUGAAGCCCCAACUGGCCUAGCAGAAGGAAGCUCCCUCCAUACCCCACUGGCGCUGCCCCCACCACAACUCCCUCAACCAAGCUCUUCACCCUGUGCGCCAAGAGUUAGUGAGCCUGGAACAGCCUCGCAGCAAAGCGAUGAGAUCCUGAAUGAGUCGCCCAGCCCAUCUGCCCCUGUUCUGCCUCUCCCUGGACUCAUCCAGGAAGGAAGAAGCACUCCAGUGACCAAUGAUGAGUUAACAUCCAAAAUGAAUGAGGAAGAAGACUCAGAAGAGAUGCCCAGCCUCCUCACUAGCACUGUGCCAGUGGCCAGUGACAACCUGAUCCCCCACAUAAAAGAUAAAGAAGACCUCCAAGAGAUGCCCCACUCUCCCUUGGGCUCUAUGCCAGAGAUAAGAGAUGAUUCUCCAGAACCAAAUGACCCAGAAAAGCCCCAGGAGGUGUCCAGCACACCUUCAAACAAGAAAGGAAAGAAAAGAAAAAGAUGUGUCUGGUCAACUCCAAAAAAGAGACAUAAGAAAAAAAGCCUCCCAAGAGAUGCAGCCUCACCUAGACAUGGAAUCCAAAAGAAGCUCAAAGUGGUGGAUCAGGUUCCUCAAAAGAAAGAUGACUCAACUUGGAACUCCACGGUAGUGACAAGGGUCCAAAAGGCGAGAACUGAAUGUGCCCGAAACUCCAGAUCAGAGGAGAUCACUGAUGACACUUCAAAAAUGAAUGAAGGAAAGAGGUCCCAGAAGACGCCUAGCACACCAUCAAGGGUCACACAAGUGGCAACCUCACCUGGGCAUAGCAUCAAAGAGAAGCUCCAAGUGGUGGAUAAGGUGACUGGAAGGAUAGACGACUCAACCUGGAACUCAAAGGUCAUGACGAGCAUCCAAAAGGCAAGAACUGAAUGCGCCCAAAAGUCCAGAUCGAGAGGAAAACCCAAAAGUGACACUGUGGAUUUUCACUGUUCUAAGCUCCCCGUGACCUGUGGUGAGGCGAAAGGGAUUUUAUAUAAGAAGAAAAUGAAACACGGAUCCUCAGUGAAGUGCAUUCAGAAUGAGGAUGGAACUUGGUUAACACCAAAAGAAUUUGAAAUGGAAGGAAAAGGAAGAAACACAAAGAACUGGAAUCGGAGUAUACGUUGCGGAGGAAUGACCCUAGGAGAGCUGCUGAAAUGGAAAAACUUGGAUGAAUACGAGGUGUGCUGUAAAGGGGGACAACUUCUCUGCUAUGGUACUUGUCCACGAGUCUUCCAUGAAGACUGUCACAUCCCCCCUGUGGAAGCCAAGAGGACGCUGUGGAGUUGCACUUUCUGCAGGAUGAAGAGGUCUUCAGGAAGCCAACAGUGUCAUCAUGUAUCUAAGAUCCUGGAGAGGCAGAUGCAGCCUCAGGACCAGCUGAAAUGUGAGUUCCUCCUCUUGAAGGCCUACUGUCAUCCACAAAGCUCCUUUUUUACGGGCAUUCCAUUUAAUAUUCGCGAUUACGGUGAGCCCUUUCAGGAAGCAAUGCGGUUGGACCUGGUUAAGGAAAGGCUGAAUACGGAAGUGUACACGGUGGCAUUGUUUGUGCGGGACAUGCGCCUGACGUUCCGCAACCAUAAAACAUUUCACAAGGCUUCCGACUUUGGCAAGGCAGGACUUGACUUAGAGGCAGAAUUUGAAAAAGAUCUCAAAGACGUGCUUGGUUUUCAGGAAGCCAGUGAAGGUGGUUUCUGUUUCUGGACUCUUCCUUUACCCUGUUCUGAAAAGACUGAAGCAUCCCAACCUCAGGAUUCAGCUGAUGGGACCCUGGCUUGGACUGUUAAUUGCCCGUGAGUCUGGGAUGUAAUUGGCUGCCCUCAGGACCCAAACCCAGACCCUUCAUAGGAUUAUCACACCCUCCACCACCUUUAUUCUUUCUUUUUACCUUUAAAAGGCUAUAUCCACACUAAAAAAA
This is a messenger RNA of Piliocolobus tephrosceles (Ugandan red Colobus), 2804 nucleotides long. It is a transcript of the gene SP110, whose product is annotated as SP110 nuclear body protein. The coding region runs from base 524 to 2683 and encodes 719 amino acids. Lineage: Eukaryota; Metazoa; Chordata; Mammalia; Primates; Cercopithecidae. Gene Ontology annotation, biological process: regulation of transcription by RNA polymerase II. Gene Ontology annotation, molecular function: DNA-binding transcription factor activity, RNA polymerase II-specific; protein binding; DNA binding. The transcript has 21 exons. Gene Ontology annotation, cellular component: nucleus. The record is from RefSeq and is a predicted model, not a curated record.